CCGAUAUUGUCAAAGGCUUAGGCAUAUGUUCAAUGAGGUGCUAUUGCACAUGGAGCUCGAUGAUGAUAAAGCAAGCGUGAUAAGUAGAUUGGCUGAUGACUAUGAAAGAGGUGAAGGUGAAUGCUUCAACUCUAAGUUGCCAAUCAAUGACCGAACAAAAAAGAGUCCUCUUCUUUGGUGGGGUGCUUAUGGUGGCCUUGCUUAUGAGCUGCAGCAUUUAGCAAAGCACAUAGUUAGCCUUUGUGCUUCAGCUUCCGGUUGCGAACGAAAUUGGUCUUGCUUUCAAAAUAUCCAUAGCAAAAAGAGAAAUAGGUUGGAGUUCCAAAGACUUAAUGAUUUGUCAUAUGUUCAAUACAACCAGAAGAAUGCCGAUAGAAGCCGUGGGAGUGGGAGCCAGGCUGUUGUUACUCAUGUCUAUUCUCGAUCUCGAGUGCACCAAGUUGGAGAAGAUGAGGACGAGGAGGAUGAUGCAAAUCAGGAGGUUGAGCUUGAAGAUUAUUCAACAAGUGAAGAUGAUCAAGAGGGAAAUCAAGGUGAAGAAGGUGAAGGUGGAGGUGAAGAGAGAGGCUCCAUUGGCUUUGAUGAUGAUCUGGAUUACUAG
Molecule: messenger RNA, 601 nt
Organism: Triticum dicoccoides
Lineage: Eukaryota; Viridiplantae; Streptophyta; Magnoliopsida; Poales; Poaceae
Exons: 4
Coding region: 26-601 (191 amino acids)
Molecular function (GO): protein dimerization activity
Source: RefSeq, a predicted model, not a curated record